Molecule: messenger RNA, 13778 nt
Organism: Paramuricea clavata
Lineage: Eukaryota; Metazoa; Cnidaria; Anthozoa; Malacalcyonacea; Plexauridae
Source: the annotation of a GenBank genome assembly
AGUGUUUACGUUAGAGAUUGUCAAGAUUGCAAGCUUGUCGUUGCUUGUCAGCAGUUUAGGUAAGGUGUAUAUUAAAGAAAUCCUCGCAAUUUUUGAAAGACAAUUGACCAUUUGCAUAAUAGACAAAAUUUUAAUCUAGACAUAAAUUUCAUCACAGCUUGAAAGAGCAUCACAAAAUUAGUAAUAUUCCAAAGUUUCGUUGCGAAAUGUUGUAAAAUGCGGAUAAUAUAGCCUUGCGAAGUUUGCCGUUUUUCAGUCAUUUUAGAUUACAAACGCGAAAUUGACAGCCCGAUACGCUUUGAGGCUGUCAAUUUCCCGUUUGUAAUCUAAAAUCGGACUGAAAAUUGCAAACUUCGCAAGGCUAUAUUAUCUGCAUUUUACAACAUUUCGCAACGAAACUUUGGAAUAUUACUUAUUUUGUGACGCUCUUUCAAGCUGUGAUGAAAUUUUUGUCCAGACUUGUUUAGAUCAAAAUUUUGUCUGUUACGCAAAUGGUCAAUUACCACCGGUAUAACGCCGCCGUUGAACAUGAAAUUAUCGAUGGCAACUUUUUGCUAAUGCAUCUUCAAAUUGUCAUAAUUCAUAAUUUAGAGACCCAUUUUCUAAACUUGGCACAAGUUUUCAACAAGUAACACAUUCAUAUUUAAGUGUACAACUUCUACUGUAGGAUAUAGAAAUGAGCAUGGUCAGUCUGAAGCCGCUUUGUCUGAAUUGAAAUUGAAAACGUUAAAAGAACGCAGAUUAAUCUUUAGGGGCAAGUUUAUGUAUAAAAUUGCCCAAUGCCAAGCACCACCUGUUUUAACCGAUAUCUUUGAAGACUCAUCUGCUCCUCAACAUAAUUAUAAUUUAAGAGACCACGAUUUCAAGUUUUACUUACCAAAACCAAAAACAGAAUACUUGAAAAAUAGCAUCCGGUAUAGUGGAGCAAAACUCUGGAACAGCUUACCUUGCGAGUUAAGAAGCGCAAAUUCAUUAAAUCUAUUCAAUUCGUUGAUUUCUGAUACUAGCCUGCAGUCUUAAAUCUAUUAUUAUAUCUUUAUUUAACCAUGAUUUAACUAAUUGUAAAAUUUAAUAUGUAAGUGUAACUAUUGUAUAUAUUUUAUCAUCACGCCCCUCUUGGAAAUCAGCAAAUGCUGAAGGGGUUAUAGCGUGUUUAAAUAAAGUUUUAUCUACAUCUACAGGACAAGAGAUUGCAGAAGGCUAGACGUCUUCCUGUGCUGUAACACACAGCCGAUCAUCGAAUCUUCAACGGGCAUGAAGUUCGCUUGUUUCCAAUACAACUAUCCAGAAUUAGAAGGUAAUGGUAAUUUACAUGCAUGAUAUUGAUAAAACUACAUUCAACAGCUGAUUCCAGCUGUAUAGACUAAAUUUUGAUCUAGGCAAAAAGAACGAAAUCCAUCAAGUGAACACGGCUGGAAAGAGCAUGUUGUAAUUGGUAAAAUUGCAAAGUUUGGCCACAAAAUGUUGUAAAAUGUGGAAAAUAUAGCCCUGCAAAGUAAAUUUUGUAUAUAUUUGCAUUACGCGCUGGAAAAAUAACCAUUUUUGAGUCGAAAGUGGUUAUUUUUACCGUGCGUAAUACAAAUAUAUACAAAAUUUGCGAACUUCACAGGCCAAUCUUUACCGUUUAACUCAUUCCAAGACGCUCUUUCUAGCUGUGGUGUUAGAUUUUGUUCUUCUUGCCUUGAUCAAAAUUUACUGUACAGCUGGAAUCAUCCAUUCAUGACGACUGACCGCACCCAUCUUGUUUUAGGCCGGCGAACGGUGAAUUUCGCCAUCGCUAAGAAGACAUUUUACAACCAUUCGCCAGAGGCUGUGUGUAAUUCGCCGAUCUUGCAGUCAUGACAAGUUGAAAUUUUUAGCCCAGUCUUGCACUCGGACAAUAUACCAAAUAGACAAAGCUUGCAAGCCUUUGCCAAACACUCAACUCACAGUGCCCUUGAACCUUCGACAUUCCAUUCUUUGCAUACUCGCUUCGCUCAUCAAUUAAUAGCCGGAGCCUCAGUAGAGCGAAACAGUAUUGGCCAUACCCAAAUUAUUAUUAUUAGCCAGGACUUAAAACGGAUACCGGAAGGGUUGCUGACCACAUUGACCUGUGAAGCUGCAAUGCAACCAAAUGCACCCCAGUUUGUUAUUUUACUCUUUCAAAUCUGACGAUUUUACUUAUUAGUGGACCAUUCCCCAAUUAACCAAAAUUUUGAUCUCAACAAGUCUAGACAAAAUUGCAUUAUGGCAUGAAAGAGCAUCACAAAAUUAGUAAUAUUCCAAAGUUUCAUUGCGAAAUGUUGUAAAAUGCGGAUAAUAUAGCCUUGAGAAAUUUGCAAUUUUCAGUCAUUUUAGAUUACAAACGAUAAAUGGUUACCACUUUUCCAAAAUUUUGAUCUUAACUAGCCUAAACAAAAAUUUCAUCACAGCUUGAAAGAGCGUCACGAAAUUAGCAAUAUUCCAACGUUUCGUGGCCAAAUAUUGUAAAAUGCGGAUAAUAUAGCCUUCGAAGUUUGUGAUGUUCAGUCAUUUUAGAUUACGCACAGAAGUGGUAACCGUUUCCCGUUUGUAAUCUAAAAUGACUGAAAAUUGCAAACUUCGCAAGGCUAUAUUAUCCGCAUUUUACAACAUUUUGCAACGAAACUUUGGAAUAUUACUAAUUUUGUGAUGCUCUUUCAAGCUGUGAUGAAAUUUUUGUCUAGACUUGUUGAGUUCAAAAUUUUGGUUAAUUGGGGAAUGGUCCAUUCAUAUGAAUUAUUAACAUUAUUGUGUUCAUUGCUAUAUAGGUCAGUUUGAUGCAGCUGGACUCAGUGUUUACAACAAUAACUGGAGCAACAUUCAUGACUUCACGCCAGCUGCCGAUGUGGAAACAUGGUCCCUUUUACCAGAAGUAAAUAUAAUGUUAUUUUACAUUAGUGAUGCACCGAUAUCGGUAUCGGCACUAAAAUAGAAAUAUCGGUAAUGUUGUGUUUGUGGUGUUACCCUGAGUGCAUAUCCACACCGGGCGAGCUUGAAAAAUAUGCCCGGCCACGGUGGGAACGUGGCCGGGCAUAUUUUUCAAGCUCGCCCGGUGUGGAUAUACACUCAGGGUAACACCACAAUCAUCACAUUCACCUGAGUACACAACACCAACACAGAAAAAAUCGGUACUGUUGUUGUUAAUAUUACCGAUAUUACAAACCGUCAUUGAAUAUUAUUAUAUGGCAAGCAUCACUUUCAGUGAAAUGGCGGACUAUGAUUGGCUGAGAAGCACUUUCAGCGGCCAGUCCAUUACGUAAAAACAAACGCAUGCAUUUUAAAACAAAACAGCAAAACUAAUUGAAAAUUUGAAAAUUAUAAUUAAAUUUGUUAUUAAUAAGAUAUUUGCGAAUGGUUUUUAGUGGAAAGGGGAAUACAUUGGUAAUGUUUGUUUUCUUCGACCAAAUGUGUACCACGCUACUAAUAUGCAUUUCAAAUCUUGCAUUUCUUGUUUGUUUCAAGUAUAUAAAUGCCAUAUAAUAAACUUUUUAUUAACCUCGCUUGUUCGGUCUUUACAGAGAAAUAUUGCACCUCGGUCUUUUUGUACAAACCUCGUCCCUACGGCACAGAAUAAAGAUCCAUAUAGAAGGGCCACUUACGUCGGAAGCUUUGACGUUUCUGUCCUCGCGCAUGCCGCAUUACGCAUGUUGGCCGCCAUUUUCCUAGCCAGUUAAUGACAUUUUCUGGCCAAUAAACACGCUGUACUGGCUGGCUGCUCCGCCUUCUGGCCAGUAAACUGCAUAUUUUUGCAUGAAAAAACGAGGACGCGUUGCACCGCUGAGUGGCCCUUCUGUUACUGAUCUUUAUUUUGUGCCUACGGGCUCGGUCUGUACAAAAAAAGACCUCAGUCCGAUAUUUCUUUGUAAAGACCUUGCGUUCGGUUAAUAAGAAGUUAUCAAUGAUUGGUUAUAUGGUUGCAGUUCAAUAGUUAUUUUUAUUGCAAAUAAACUAACGUAGUAUAAUAUUAUUAUUAAUACUAGUUUGUUGCAUAUAAUAUACUUAAUAUUUAUUUACACGAUGUGUUUUGAAACAUCUUGCAAGUUCCCUUAAGGCCAUGUUACACGGUGCAAUUUUUCUUGCAACUUGCAAUGCAAUUCUACUCUUGAGAGAUGUUAAUUAGUGAAAUUUGUGAAGAAUUUUCGAUAUGUUGAGAAAACAUCAGCGGAGUGUAAUGAAGACUCAUAUUUGGUAAUUUUACAUCUCUCAAGAGUAGAAUUGCAUUGCAAGUUGCAAGAAAAAUUGCACCGUGUAACAUGGCCUUUAUUGAAUGAUUUUUUCUGUCACUAUAGGAUGCCAAAGUUUCUGACUAUGUUCCACAUCCUCCAUGUCGUUACUUUCCUGAAAUGGAAGUUUCAGCUGAUGCUGAUUCCAGUGUUGUCCCUCUAACAUUAGGCACGAGAAGAAAACAAUCCGAUGAGGUAUUGAUGAUAAGUACUGUUUAAUUUAAUUUUAAUUUUAAUUUAUAAACUUUGCCGAUGAAACAGUACAUUACAUGACAGGACAAAAACAAACGUACAUAAUGAAAUACAGUAGGUACAUGACCACGUCUGGGUGACCGCAACAGCGAAUAGCCAAUUACUGCGGGCCCGAACAUGAGCAAUAGUGUUUUAUCGGGUAUUUAAGAUACGAAGAUACGAAGUCGAGUAUCUUUAGGUCUAAUAAAACGCGCACUGCGAACUGCUUCAAAAACGAUCGAUCUAUAGUAAGUUCAUUGGCGAAGUAAUUUUCAAAAACUUAUACGUUGUGUAAGUCGAGAAAAUCAAAGUUAAGUAAAUCAAGGAACAUGCCUCUCAGAUGUUCAGGAAUGGUCUGAAUGCAUGCUUCAGUAAAGUAGAAAAUUUCAGUUUUUCCGAAUACAUUCUGCAAUAUUUACCGACCAGAUUUAAUAACAGUCGUACCCAACUACCCAAGACGUAAAUUCAUCAAAUGAUGCCAUCAAAAACUUAAAAUUUCCUGUUCUGUGGCCGAAUCUUAUUCGUUGACUUGAUAUACGAACGUUUUCCAGCAAUUGGGUUUGAGCAAAUUAGUGGACACUCAAUUUUGACAAUAUGAAACAUAACUUUAAAAAAUUUCUUCUGUGCCUGGUCCCAUGUCGCAAUUUGCAAGCUUCAAGCGAAGCCAGGAAGUUUGGACUACGCAGGGCUAACUGAAAAUGUUUUUUGGCUACCUGCAAAAAAAUUGAUAUACAGGCAUGUCAAGGGAAUUAUCAAAUCUUUAUCACAUAUAAAGAUAUGACACGCUCAUGAUUUUUCUUCCUCAUGAUUUUUCUUCCUCAUGAAUUAUUAAUGAGUUUUUGAAGUAUAAAUAGCAUGUAUAAUUAAUUGAAGUAAUAUUAAAGUGGCGUUAGUUUUGUACUAAAAUCAGUGACAAACUUUCUGCACCGAUUAGGCUGAGAAAGAUAAAUACAUAGCUUGUACCAGAUCCAGCGCAGAAACGCGGUAGAAAUUUAAUUAUCGCUUAUUUUCUUUUCUUUAUCAGUCAUGUUUGGUGGUGUUCUAUGGAGGACGGCAAACAAGAAAUAAUGUAAAAUUGUAUUUGCGUGAGGUCAGAUUAAAGGUACAGUGUGCUCCAUAAUCAAUGGACCAUUUGCAUAAAAGGAUAAAUUUUGAUCUCAACAAGUCUAGACAAAAAUUUCAUCACAGCUUGGAAGAGCAUCACAAAAUUAGUAAUAUUCCAAAGUUUCGUUGCGAAAUGUUGUAAAAUGCGGAUAAUAUAGCCUUGCGAAGUUUGCCAUUUUUCAGUCAUUUUCUAUUACAUUAAUUUCUAUUAUUUUACAACAUUUCGCAACGAAACUUUGGAACAGGGUCUUAGCUAGAGGGCCGUGUUGGCCGUGUUAUCGCGGCCAAAAGUGGAAAAACACGGCUAGAUAAAAUGAACGCGGCUUCAAUAUUCAUAUAAGGCCGUGUAGGUUCAUAAAAUAAAAUGGUGCUACUUACAACAGACAGAAUUUCUUCCUGUUUAUGUCGUAAGAAAGUUUGUAAAAUCUACUGUUGUUGUUGAAUUGGCAAAAGUGAUUCGUGAUGUUUUAAUAUUUUGAUGGAUAAUGGGAAGUGUAUAUGGUGUUAAAAUGGUUUUAAAUGCCCCCAAGAGUUGCUGAAAUAACUUAAUAUUUUAAUGUCAGUGCGCAAUAUGAGCGUAUGCUCGCCUUGUAUUUGGUUGCAAAGCACAGAACAACAACAGGCAUUGUCUGUUGUUGGCGAGCAUAACUAUAGAACCGUGAUUUUGCUAUUCAAGGUAAUUGACAUGUGCACGCCCUGGUCAUUAGAAACACGUCCAAGAUCUAAAAUCCUAGCUAAGACCCUGCUUUGGAAUAUUAUUAAUUUUGUGAUGCUCUUUCAAGCUGUGAUGAAAUUUUCGUCUAGACUUGUUUAGAUCAAAAUUUAGUCUCCAUUUCGCUUUAUCCCAUAAAAAUAUGGCUGUAUCUAUUAUCAACCAAAUAAUAUUUGCAUGAUAUAUAGGCAAUUUUAUGCAAAUUUUUAACAUCAAAUAUGCUUACUCGAUUUUGAAAUAUCGAUAGCUCAGUUAAUGUUGCAAGGACAUUCAAAUAUUAUAUAUCAAUAUCUAAGUUAGCCCUUUCUGAACACAAUAAGACUUAUUUGUCAGCUUUUAUGGUUGUUACGUUACAUUAAAUCAAACAGCGCAAGUUUUUUGGGAGACACCCGGUAUAGUAUAAAAUUGAAACAGUGAUAGCCAUUCAUCUUUGUGUCAGGUACCCUUUUAAUGCAAUGUUUGUAGUAAUUGUAAUGAAGGGCAAAAUUGGAUGAGUUGUACAGUCUUAAUUCAUUAAGACACUGAUACAUAUGUACACUACAUGCAUACGUCGCUUCGUUGACGUUGACCCGUUCUAAGCCCUAACUUUCCAAGGGAGUCUUCUUUAGCUAAACCGUUGCACCUUCCCUACAUUUUUUUCACCUCCUGAUUCAGUCUAAUAAAUGUAUAUCAAUUUCCACUCAAUAAUUUCCAUCUACAAUACCCUUCGAUACUCGAUAAUUUCCAUCUACAAUACUCGAUAAUUUCCAUCUACAAUAUUCGAUAUUUCUUCAUUACAAUUGUUAUUGGAUGUCUUUUUUAUGGUUUGAGUUAAGCUGAAACAUGAUUGUUUCUCGGAGUGGGAACUUGUACCUGCGGGUGUUCCGCAGGGGGCAAAGUUGGGGCCUUGGCUAUUCCUGAUUAUGAUCAAUGACCUUAAGUUGCAAAAUGAAAUGUGGAAAUUCGUGGACGAUACCACUGUCAGUGAAGUAAUUGGAAAAGAUGAAACAAGUAACUUGCAAAACCAAGUGGACAUUUUAGCGAACAGCAUUUCAAGUUCCAGUUAAACGAAGCAAAGCGCAAAGAAAUGAGAAUUUGUUUUGGAUCUAAUGUUAACGACUUUCAACCAAUUACCAUCAAUAACAUUACACUGGAUAUUGUCCAAAAUGCGAAAGUUUUGGGAUUGCAUAUAGCUAACAAUCUUAAGUUGAAUAUUCACGUGAAUGAAGUGAUCAAGAAAUGUCGUAAACGCCUUUACCGUCUUACCCAACUAAAACGAGCAAAUAUUGGACUUAAGGAAUUACAUGUACUUCAAUUUUACAAAUCGUGUAUAAGACCUGUUUUGGAGUAUGCCUGCCCGGUCUUCCACAAUAGCCUUACAUGCAUUGUAUUUGUCAAACGACCUAGAAUCAGUCCAAAAGCGAGAACUAAAAGUUCGGAAGGUGGGUCAUUGGUGGGUCCCGACCAUUGGAAUGUAGGCCUGCGCAGAACGGACUUUACAUCACCUUUAAUGAGUUUAACAAUUUUAUAUAUAGAGAGUAGUACAUAUAAUAUGCAUGCUAAAUUCUAUGAUCUAAUUCUACUGUCUAUAGGGAUCAUAUCAACUAGUUCAAACAAAAGAGGUAAAGAUGACGAUUGAAGAUGCUCAGAGAGUAUUUGGAAACGAGCAUGACAUGACCAAUAUUCAACAAGGUAAGGAUUUUAUUUAGCCUCCAUUUGCACUGCACACACAUAUUGUUAAAAGUGUCUUAUUAUUGUCACUGUAAAACCUGUUUCUCUUGUAUAAAACCUGUUUCUUUAUUGUGCAUCACAGUCAAAUUUCGGUGUACGCACAUGAAAAUGAAAUAAAAAGGUCGUUUACUGAUUGUGGAAAUGAAAUUUCGUUGUGCGAAGGCGUAAACUGUCCUUAAACUGUCCAGAAUAUGCCCGUUCGAUUCUGCAAGAUUGAAACCUUCUGAUGAAGAAAUAGUUUCCCAUUCUCAAAACAAACUUUUCCCACUCUUGGAAUAUUUUCCCGCGCAGGUUCUCAUGCAUGCUUGGCCUCAAAUUCGCUUCAACAAUAUGAUUUGAUCACUACCCUAGUUGUUCAUUGGGGCUAGCCAAAGGUGGGGGAAAAUAGCGGACCAUGGGACCAGAAAAUUGUUCUAAUCAAGCAACCUCGCAAGCCAGGCUAGGCUCUCUUCUUCCGCUCAGGGGCGAAACUAUCCUCUUUUAAUUAAGGGGUGUGUCUGCUAGAAUUGCCCUGCAAAAGCCGAUGAUGCCCUGCAGCAAAUUUUUUUUGGCCACUAUUUUUCCCAAAAAUGUUGGCGAGCAGGGGGGGGAUAGAGGUUGAAAAAAACUUUUCCGGACAUUCCAAAAAAGGGUCGGAAAAAUUUUCCGGACAUAAACCAGUUAAAUUAAGGGUCAAAAAAUUUUUCACUACAAUUUCCUGUUAAAACAUGCGCGAAACCCUUAUUUUUGGACCAAUAUCUGAAAAUUUGGGUCUAUAAAUCCCUGUAAGUUACUUAAUAACUCUACAUUCUAUCAUUUAAAAUCUUUUAUUGCCCUACCAAUCCAGAUGAUUCACCCUGCCAAUCCAGAUUAUUCGUACUUUGGGGGUGUCACACCCCCCCCCCAUACCCCCUCAAGUUUCGUCCCUGCUUCCGCUUCCCUCCCAGACACGCUCCUUUUUGGGAGCGAAGCGGAAGUAAGAGAGCCUGGCUUGCCAGGUUAGUUGUCAAGCUGAAGGAAAAUAGAAAAAUAUAAGUAUCAACGAAAUAGAACAGAUGCAGUAUAUUCUCAACCUUUCUCAGGACCCUUUGAAUCUAAGUUCAUCGAGUGUUAAACCUUACCCAUUUGAACCAUGCAGUUCGCCUACUGUAAACUGGGGUGCAAGCUGUACAUUGAAACUUGGACUUAAUUUUCAGCAUUAAUUUUGCUUUUAAAAAUUCUGUUUAAUCUACCAGAAUAGGACAUUCCAUUUGACUCUUUGUCACCGUAUAGGCAGUUAAAGUAUAGGUAUGGACUGUCAUGUUACUCUCUGGUCCCAGAAAAUAUAAUAGCUUAGUAGUUUACCACUCCUAAAGUUAGUAUACCAAUGUGUGUAGAAUUCGCAGACCUUCAUGCAUUUCUGUGCAAAUUCAAUAUGGCGGAAUUGUAUAAAGGCAUAUAGUAUACUGUAUACGUGGCGUAUGCAUGUACUGUACAUAAUUAUAUACAAUUGUGGUGAAUAAUAUAUGAAACGACUAUAUAUACAUCAUUGACAUAAUAAACGAACUCCCCCUAGAGAAGUUAUGCAGCACUAUUCCCUAUGAAUAGCGAUUAGCGGAACUUCUACUGCCGAUUUCUUGAAACGAUUUAAUUGAUUUGUGAGUUCACGAGCACAUACUCAGAAUGCUUUAUCAAAAUUGUUAUGUAUACAGCCAUAUUUUCAAAUACAUUGUACUUGAGCAAGUAAAUUUACUGUACUAUGCUACACCAACUGUCCAGUCACGCAUAUACUGUACGUGAUAAAAAAAAAACGAUAUAAACUUUAUAAACAAAAGAUAAUGUAAAACGUAAUAGAACGGCGAACAUGCAGAUUCGGCCACCUCAAAUAAUGGUAAUUUUGGGAUAGUAGCGUUGCAGACUGCAGAGGAGAGUGUACAGUAAGGCUCCCUCGUACAUCGCCUCAUGUAUAGUAGCGUUGCAGACUACAGAGGAGAGUGUGCAGUAAGGCUCCCUCAUACAUCGCCUCAUGUAUAGUAGCGUUGCAGACUACAGAGGAGAGUGUGCAGUAAGGCUCCCUCAUACACCACCUCAUGUAUAGUAGCGUUGCAGACUACAGAGGAGAGUGUGCAGUAAGGCUCCCUCGUACAUCGCCUCAUGUAUAGUAGCGUUGCAGACUGCAGAGGAGAGUGUGCAGUAAGGCUCCCUCAUACACCACCUCAUGUAUAGUAGCCUUGCAGACUGCAGAGGAGAGUGUGCAGUAAGGCUCCCUCGUACAUCGCCUCAUGUAUAGUAGCGUUGCAGACUGCAGAGGAGAGUGUGCAGUAAGGCUCCCUCGUACAUCGCCUCAUGUAUAGUAGCGUUGCAGACUGCAGAGGAGAGUGUGCAGUAAGGCUCUUUCAUACACCACCUCAUGUAUAGUAGCCUUGCAGACUGCAGAGGAGAGUGUGCAGUAAGGCUCCCUCGUACAUCGCCUCAUGUAUAGUAGCGUUGCAGACUGCAGAGGAGAGUGUGCAGUAAGGCUCCCUCGUACAUCGCCUCAUGUAUAGUAGCGUUGCAGACUGCAGAGGAGAGUGGGCAGUAAGUCUUCCUCAUACACCACCUCAUGUAUAGUAACGUUGCAGAUUGCAGAGGAGAGUGUGCAGUAAGGCUCCCUCGUACAUUGCCUCAUGUAUAGUAGCGUUGCAGACUGCAGAGGAGAGUGGGCAGUAAGUCUUCCUCGUACAUCACCUCAUGUAUAGUAACGUUGCAGACUGCAGAGGAGAGUGAGUAGUAAGUCUUACUCAUACAUCGCCUCAUGUAUAGUAGCGUUGCAGACUGCAGAGGAAAGUGGGCAGUAAGUCUUCCUCAUACAUCACCUCAUGUAUAGUAACGUUGCAGACUGCAGAGGAGAGUGAGUAGUAAGUCUUCCUCAUACAUCACCUCAUGUAUAGUAGCGUUGCAGACUGCAGAGGAGAGUGGGCAGUAAGGCUCCCUCACCCACCACCUCAUAUAUAGUAGCGUUGCAGACUGCAGAGGAGAGUGGGCAGUAAGGCUCCCUCGUACACCACCUCAUGUAUAGUAACGUUGCAGACUGCAGAGGAGAGUGAGUAGUAAGUCUUACUCAUACAUCACCUCAUGUAUAGUAGCGUUGCAGACUGCAGAGGAAAGUGGGCAGUAAGUCUUCCUCGUACAUCAUCUCAUGUAUAGUAACGUUGCAGACUGCAGAGGAGAGUGAGUAGUAAGUCUUCCUCAUACAUCACCUCAUGUAUAGUAGCGUUGCAGACUGCAGAGGAGAGUGGGCAGUAAGGCUCCCUCACCCACCACCUCAUAUAUAGUAGCGUUGCAGACUGCAGAGGAGAGUGGGCAGUAAGGCUCCCUCAUACACCACCUCAUGUAUAGUAGCAUAGCAGACUGCAGAGUAGAGUGAGUAGCAAGGCUCCCUCAUACAUCACCUCAUGUAUAGUAGCGUUGCAGACUGCAGAGGAGAGUGGGCAGUAAGGCUCCCUCAUACACCACCUCAUGUACAGUAGCAUAGUAGACUGCAGAGGAGAGUGGGCAGUAAGGCUCCCUCAUACACCACCUCAUGUAUAGUAGCAUAGCAGACUGCAGAGUAGAGUGAGUAGCAAGGCUCCCUCAUACACCACCUCAUGUAUAGUAGCGCUGCAGACUGCAUUAGAGUGGACAGUAAUGCUCCCUCAUACACCACCUCAUGUAUAGUAACGUUGCAGACUGCAUUAGAGUGGACAGUAAUGCUCCCUCAUACACCACCCCAUGUAUAGUAACGUUGCAGACUGCAGAGGAGAGUGGACAGUAAGGCUCCCUCAUACACCACCUCAUGUAUAGUAGCGCUGCAGACUGCAUUAGAGUGGGCAGUAAGGCUCCCUCAUGCACCACCUCAUGUAUAGUAUAGCGUUGCAGACUGCAGAGGAGAGUGGGCACAAGGCAUAUACCGGGGGACAUUUGCCCCCCAGGCCCUCCUGUUGGCCCCCACUCAUGCAAAAUCCCGCCCCCCCCCCCAAUCCUUGGGCUCUUUUAACACAUUUUUGUGUGGAAUCAUUAAAAUGUGAAUAUAUAUAGUAAGUCUUUGUCUGUAUAUUUUUAUCAUAGUCAAUGAGAGUAUAUAUGAAGAAAUUCUUUAGGGAUUCGUCUGGAUGUUUGUAAACUUUAACUUUUAUAUAUUACAGUAGCUUUGAGUUAAAAUAUAUGUUGAAAGACGAUCACAUUGCGAGUAAAAGUGUUAAACAUUAACUUUUUAUUGUAUUCAGAAUUAUUUAAAAUGCCCCCAAAACGCACGAAAUAGUAAUUUUGGAGUCUCCAGAUUUCAAAAUUUUGCAUGGGGAUACAAAACUCGUGCCUUCGGCGCUUGCUCCAAUGGGCCCUUUUCCAAGUUAUGGACCCCCACUUAUAAAUAUAUGGACCCCCACUUAUAAAUCUUUAAAAUAUGUCUUGGUGGGCAGUAAGGCUCCCUCAUGCACCACCCCAUCCAAAACCUGCACCCCUCCUUGCAGAUGAGGCUAGAUCCGACCCCUGACUCCUGCUAUGUCUCGAACAAUUUUUCGCUUGCCUUAGGAGUUCCACUGUUAGCUUGGUUAAGCCCGUUCUCCACUAGGUGAGUUUGUUCGCGCGAACAGUAAAAAAUAGGUCUGAUCCAACUUUUUGGCGGCGAAUUUUUUCGCUGACCAAUCACAUUGCCAAGAUUUGUUUUUCGCUUCACGUCGCGCGAAAAAUUCGCCUAGUGGAGAACGGGCUUUAUGCUGUAGAUUAUUUCGUUUCAGGCGCUGUUAUAGGUUUAGAAAUCAACGGGGAUAAUUGUAUCCAGGUUUGUAAUGAAAUAAUGGGCACGCUGUUUAAAGGGAGAAACAAAUCUGAACUUGCAUUUAUAUCAAAAAGUAACGAAACAGCAGCUAGGAAUAUCGACGAUUUUUAUAAUUUCGUCGAUAUGACUAUGUCGUAGAGCAAUCAAUUGUAAAAUACUAUAUUAUUAAUUGUAUAUUAUACUGUAUAUUAUAUAUAAAUAAUUUAUGUUAUAAAAUAAUAAGCAGUGCCCGCUUGCAAAUUAAAGUUUUGCUCAUUGAUUGAACGUGGUCGAGAUUGCUAUUAAUAAUAUUUACUUUAAUUAAAGGGAAAUGACAAUAUAAAUUUUUAUUUUCUCAUUUGAAAGAACUUUUGAAACUAUAUAUUAACUUCUUUUACCGAUUUUGCAUAUCUUGCUUAGUUCUUGAAAUAUUUUCUUUUGAAGUAAUGAGAUGUCCGCCAUCUUGGAUAAAUUUUUCAUCUCAUUAACGGUGGUUUUGGUGACGUCACAACAGGGAUUAACCAUAUAAAACUAUUCGUUGCUGACCAAAUAUUGAUUGGUCGAUGUUUUAAAGGUUUUGAGUGAUUCGAAGGGCAGACCGGGUAUAUAGUUUUGAGUGGAAAUGAUUAGUGCUUGUCUAGAUAAAAAUGUUGGGUGACCCCUGUUGUGACGUGACAUGCAUAUAUCUACAAAAAUUGAAGAUGGCGGGCAUUUCAUUCCUUUCGCUCAAAAUAUCUGUAGAAGGGGGCAAGAUAUAAAAAAGGUAAAGAGUGUUAUAUAUAGUCUUAAAAGUUCUUUCAAACGAGAAAAUAAAAAUAUAGCUAUAUUGCCGUUUCCCUUUAUUAGUACUGUAACUAUAUAAAAGCUUUCUCCCCAACAAUCUGAAAGAUAAAUUUUGCAACUGGCAAAAAAUGAAAUGAUAACGUACUACAGUCAAAAUUCAAACAACGUAUGCAAACUAUACAUGCAUGAAUAUUAAUAUCAACACAGAUUUUCCUCAAUGCUCAUAUAUGUAUUUUUACAAAUACUUAUAUAGCUUGACAUACAAAGUAUAACAAAACUAAAC